AUGGCAAACUUUAGAUUGUUACGAAAUUCAUUCGGUAACUUUCGUCUUUCCUCAUUACGCUUUCAUUUUGUCAUUAUUUUGCUUCUCAGUGUUGCUUUGCUUAUUGACGCGGCCAAGAUUCAUCAUCAAAAUCAUCCCAAUCAAAAUCAUCCCAAUAAAAAUCAUCCCAAUAAAAAUCAUCCCAAUAAAAAUCAUCCCAAUAAAAAUUAUCCCAAUAAAAAUUAUCCUCCCAAUAAAAAUUAUCUCAAUAAAAAUUAUCCUCCCAAUAAAAAUUAUCCCAAUAAAAAUUAUCCUCCCAAUAAAAAUUAUCCUCCCAAUAAAAAUUAUCCCAAUAAUUAUCCCUAUCCCAAUAAUGAUCGUUCCAAUAAAAAUUAUCCCAAUAAUGAUCGUCCCAAUAAAUAUCGUCCCAAUCGUAAACUUGCAAGACUGGAUCUCCUCGGUAGUCAAAAACAGACCUUCUCUUCCAGCAAUUUAUGUGAUCCUAAUGUGAAACAGUAUUCUGGUUAUAUACAAACUUCUGACGGUUCAAACAUGUUUUUUUGGUUUUUUGAAUCGAGAAAUAAUCCGAUGGGCUCGCCUCUCACAAUGUAUCUUAAUGGUGGUCCCGGGUGUUCUUCAAUGAUCGGGCUUUUUCAAGAAGUAGGGCCUUGUAGAUCUCAAUCAAAUGGAACAGGAACUACUAUAAAUCCUUAUAGUUGGAACCAAGCUUCAAAUCUAUUAUUUGUUGACCAGCCAAAUAGUGCAGGAUUUUCAUAUGGAGGAGAUAAUCAUUAUUUGAAUUCAACAGAUCAAGCAGCAUCUAAUCUUUAUGAAUUCUUACAGAAAUGGUUUGGUAUAUUCACGGAAUACCAGGGUUUAAACUUUCAUAUAUUCGGGGAAUCUUAUGGAGGACGUUAUAUUCCUGCCUUAGCAAAGUUGAUAGUGGAUAACAAUAGCAUACUCAAUAUACCAUGCGGACUCUUAUCAUGCACGAUUAAUAUUAAUCUCCAAUCUAUUGGAAUUGGUAACGGAUGGAUAGACCCUGCAAUCCAAUAUGGUUCACUUAUAGAUUAUGCUACAAAUAAUCCUU
Molecule: messenger RNA, 1069 nt
Organism: Racocetra persica
Lineage: Eukaryota; Fungi; Glomeromycota; Glomeromycetes; Diversisporales; Gigasporaceae
Source: the annotation of a GenBank genome assembly